Messenger RNA from Prunus avium (sweet cherry), 732 nucleotides. The record is from RefSeq and is a predicted model, not a curated record. Lineage: Eukaryota; Viridiplantae; Streptophyta; Magnoliopsida; Rosales; Rosaceae.
AUGGUUGUCCUUCUUCUUCUUCUCUUGUUUCACUUAGCCCCUUGUGCAACCUCAUUAAACUUCAGUUUCCCCACCUUCCCAAAUAGCAUCAUCAACACCCUAUCUCUCGAGGGAAAUGCUUCCGUCGACGGCAAAUUCCUCCGACUCACCAAUAGCGCUGUUGACGACCAAAAAAACCAAAGCGCCGGCCAAGCCACCUACAGCCAACCCUUCCUCCUACGCGACAACGCCACGGGAAAACUCGCUGAUUUCACCACAACUUUCACAUUCACCAUCAACUCGCAAAAUAAAACACCCUAUGCAGACGGGCUCGCCUUCUUUUUGGCACCAAACGAGUCUGCACUCAACACAACAAUAGGCAGAGGCGGCGCUCUUGGCCUCCCCAUCAUACACACAGAAAAAAACGAGUUGACGAAUCAGUACCCGUUUGUGGCAGUGGAGUUUGACAUCUUUCAGAAUACAGAGACGUAUAUCCAAGAUCCCGCCGGCGAUCAUGUUGGUAUUGAUGUCAACUCUGUCAAGUCUAAUGAUACCAGUCCGUGGAAUGGUGGCAUUAUGGAGGGACAUGUCAACUCUGUCAAGUCUAAUGCUACCAGUCCGUGGAAUGGUGGCAUUAUGGAGGGACGAGACAAUAAUGCUUCGAUUCGUUACGAUUCUGGAUCAAAAAAUCUUAGCGUUACCUACACUACUUAUGAAAAUGGUGUCUCGGUUGAGAAGUAUCUUGAUUACAAG